Messenger RNA from Aspergillus puulaauensis, 3618 nucleotides. RefSeq lists its product as uncharacterized. The record is from RefSeq and is a predicted model, not a curated record. Gene Ontology annotation, biological process: nucleoside metabolic process. Gene Ontology annotation, molecular function: catalytic activity; protein binding. The transcript is spliced from 3 exons. Lineage: Eukaryota; Fungi; Ascomycota; Eurotiomycetes; Eurotiales; Aspergillaceae. Bases 1 to 3618 code for a protein of 1205 amino acids.
AUGGCGAAACGAAAACGAUCCCAGAUCGACUUCGGAGACGAUGCCGCGAUUCAAAGAGAAUUCAGUCGCCCAGAUACCCCCGAGGAUGACCGAUCGAUUGACGAUUACACCGUCGGAUGGGUCUGUGCUUUGCAAGAAGAGUACGACAGCGCCUGCCGCAUGCUCGAUGAGGAGUUUGACGCUGUAGAAGUUGACGACGCAGACGACAACUCAUAUACCUUCGGUCGCAUUGGGCCCCACUAUGUCGUCGUUGGAUGUCUUCCGGCAGGUGUGUAUGGCACAAGUUCAGCAGCCCGGGUUGCUAGAGAUAUGGUGCGCAGCUUCCCUCGCCUACGGUUUGCCCUCCUGGUUGGCAUCGCCGGCGGAUUGCCGACUGCUGAAAACGACGUCCGGCUCGGGGAUGUCGUCGUUAGCAUGCCGCACGGUUCAUUCGGGGGCGUGGUGCAGUACGAUCUGGGGAAGCUCUUACCAGGUGGCUAUUUCCACCGCACUGGCUAUCUGAAUUCGCCUCCAGACAAGCUCCUGGGAGUGCUACCGGUGUUACGACGACGCUACAACGACCCAAAACAGCCGGAUAGGGUCGCUGAACAUAUACAUAGGAUGGAUGACAUGCCUGACUACCGCAAGCCUUUGACGGACUGUCUAUAUCAUGCCGACUAUCCUCAUCAGGGUGGACGGAACUGCUCAUUAUGUGAUCCCAAGUACCUGGUUCCCCGAGCCGAUCGCAGCGGUCGGUUGAUAACUGUUCACUAUGGGACAAUUGCGUCUGGGAACUCUCUGGUCAAAGACACCGCGAUGCGUGACGAGAUUGCAUGCUCAGAAAUGAAGCCUCUGUGUUUUGAGAUGGAGGCUGCGGGACUGAUGAACAGUCUUCCUUGUCUAGUGAUCCGUGGAAUCUGCGAUUACGCAGAUUCCCAUAAGAACGACAUCUUCCACAAAUACGCGGCGCUGGCAGCGGCAGCCUACGCCAGGGAACUGCUUCUCACGUUGAAGCAAAGCAAAGUUGUGGCAUUGCCAUCCUGGGUGGAAGACGUUCGAAUUUCUCUUUCGUGUAUUUCCAACGAUGUCGACAUCGUGAAGUCGAGUAUUUCCGAUGAAAGCCUCCGUCGGUGGCUCUCCCCAGUUGAUCCAUCCAGAAGUUUUAACACUGCAACGGACUCUCUAAUGCCGGGGACGGGGACCUGGCUUCUGAACAAGACGUCCUAUAGGGAAUGGAAAGACCAGCCCGGAUCAAUAUGGCUGCAUGGCCCACCCGGAAGUGGAAAGACUGUUCUGACCAGCUUGGUGAUUAACGACUGCUUGGGGAAACUGACGAACGCAUCUAAUGCAUUACUGUACUUUUACUUCGAUUUUGCGGACCCGGAAAAGCUUACACAAGAAGCGAUGCUGCGGUCGAUUCUCUGGCAACUCGCAAUUACCGAUCCAGCUGAUCGUUCGCCGUUAACUGAUCUGUAUAAAUCCUGCAGCAACGGGCAAAAGCAGCCAUCGCGGCAGCAGAUGCAUGAGGUCUUUCAGCAAAUGGCUGACAAAAAAAGUGACGUCUUCCUGGUCAUCGAUGCAAUCGAUGAGUGUAUAGACAGAGAGCAACUUCUAUGGUCCAUCAGAUACUUCACAGUUGGCACGAAGAUCGAUCUGCAUCUAUGUGUCUCGAGCAGGCGGGAGAAGGACAUCGAAGAGCGUCUCCAGGUAAUCGUUGGCCGCAAUGCCCGUAUCGGGCUCGAGAAGGAUCUGGUCAACAGGGAUAUUCAUCACUAUGUCCGCCAGAGGUUGGGCCUAGAUGAAGGGCUGGGUAGGUGGAAGAAAAGGGCAGAAAUCCAGAAAGACAUCGAGAGAACGAUAGUGCGGCAAGCAGACGGCAUGUUUCUUCUCGCAGCCUGUCAGCUUGAUUCCGUCCGCGAAUGUCUUGAUCUUCCGAUGCUGGGCCAAACCCUGGCAAGGCUACCAAAAACGCUGGAAGAUUACUACUCCAGAAUCCUCUCCGGGAUUAUUGGCAGGAACAGACUGUACGCUAUAAAGAUCCUUCAGUGGCUUGUAUAUGCGGUUCGGCCGGUCAAGCUUGAGGAGAUCAUCGAUGCUGUCGCAGUCCAGCUCGAAGGGGACCCGGUAUUCGACCCACAGAAUCGGCUGGUAGAUGCCCAGGACAUCCGGUCGAUUUGCUCAACCUUGAUCAAGAUCGAAGACUUCCAUGAGACCAAAUUAGUUCGCCUGUCGCACAUGACUGUUCGGGACUAUCUCACCUCAGACCAUGCACGAACGAUUCUCAUGGAUGCUAUGGAGCCGGUGAAAGCCAAUACAGUAAUAGCUGCGACUUGUCUUCGAUAUGUUCUCCAUCUGGAGCAACACUCUACGGAAUCCUGUCUCUAUCUCGAGUUCCCUCUCGCGUCCUAUGCAGCGCAGGAGUGGCCAACACAUGCUCAGGUUGCAAGUGACGAGCCGCAAGAUCUCCUUCCACUCCUUGAAGACCUGUUCCUCCGCGAAAAGGCAUUUUCCAAGUGGGCCCAACUGUUCAGGGUUCCCCUCCCAGAAUGCCAACCGAGAAGAACUUUCGGCUGGGAGAGAUACUCCGCCUCGAUAAUCGACUCGCCCAGGCUCCUGGUCCGUAGAGAACCUCUGCUCACCGUGGGCCGAAAACGAUUUUCCACAACAACAACCUGCUCCCCCCUGUUUUAUGCAUGUUUCAUCGGCUUGGCCCCAGCUGUCUCGCUUAUACUAGAGAAAGGCGCAGAUCCCAACGUGUACUGCGACGCCUACGGUGGCAGUCCACUUGAGAUAGCCUCACAUCUAGGCCAUGAAGCGGUUGUACGAGAACUGCUUGCCAAAAGGGCUAAACCAAACCACUGUGGGAGUCACCAUGGGACUGCUCUCCAGAGAGCCGUAUUCGGCGGCCACGAGGCUAUUAUACACAUUCUGCUGGCUGCCGGCGCAAAUCCCAACCUCACCCCAUCUGGGUACGCAACUCCCAUCGAGGUCGCCCUCUCCAUAGGCCAUGAGAACAUCGCGAUUCUCUUGCUCGACCACGCCGCAGACCCAGAUACACACUGCGGCAAGUACGGAAGCGCGCUAAAUGUGGCUCUGAUGCUCGAUUCCGCAGCCGUCAUGCAUCACCUCUUGGAAAAAGGGGCCAAUCCAAAUCUGAAUACCGGCCGGUACGGCACGGCGCUUCAGAUCGCAGCUGAGCAGGGGAACGUCCAGGCCGUGCGCGCCCUGCUGAGCAAAGGCGCACGCCCGAGUGUUUAUAAUCCGAAAUUUGACAGCCCGCUCGGGCAAGCGCUAUACCACUCGCAUGGCGAUAUCCUCGAUUUGCUGCUCAAGGCGGGCGCGUAUCUACAACCGCGAGAAUGCGGCAGGGCCCUGGAGCUCGCUGCGUAUGUGGGGAACCAGCCAAUGGUGCGAGCGCUUCUUGUCAAUGGCCUCGAUGUUGACUGCUCGUGUCGAGCGAACUACGAGACGGCGCUGUGGAUGGCGGCGAGCCAGGGACAUGCGGGUAUUGUGCGGUUGCUACUGGCCAAAGCCCCGGCUCGUGGCAUCACAGACCAGUUUCUGGACCUUGCUAGGCUGUGGGCUACAAAGGGGAGACAUUCUGAUAUUGUGCUCUUGCUGGAGACGGGAGCAAUAUAG